Messenger RNA from Podarcis lilfordi (Lilford's wall lizard), 3332 nucleotides. The record is from the annotation of a GenBank genome assembly. NCBI's taxonomy places the organism in Eukaryota, Metazoa, Chordata, Lepidosauria, Squamata, Lacertidae.
AUGACCGACGGGCUGAUGAGCAAAGCAGCCACCAUGGAGAUCCCAAUCCAUGGCAACGGAGACUCCCGGCGUCUCGCUGAGGACGAUGGUCUGGAGCAGGUAACAGGGAGGGGGUAAGAAGGGGGGGGGGUCCACUGAUGUCCCGGGCGCAGUGUGUGGGGCUUGCAAGGGGGAGAUUUCAGGGGGCUCUGUAAGCUGAGCUCUGAUGGUUAUCGGGCAGGGGAGGAAUUGGGACGGUUCACUUGCCUUUGGGACCCCCACCCCCAUUCUAGCGGUCCAGUUUGACUCCCCGCAGGCCACGGAUUUGGGGGAAGCAGGCCCUGCUGCAGAGCAGCCACCCCGGCUGAGGGGACGCCGCUGGGCCUGCCUGAAGCCCCCUCCCCUCGCGCUGGCCUCUGCCACCUUCCCUUUCUCCCGCUGCAGGACCUCCAGCAGGUGAUGGUGUCGGGGCCCAACCUGAACGAGACCAGCAUUGUUUCCGGGGGCUACGGGGGCACCGCCGAGGGCAUCAUACCCACCAGCGCCAUCAAAGGUCAGGCAGCCUAAGAGAAUCGCCGUGCUGCUCUCUGCGCGGGGAGGGGGCCAAUCUCUGCCAACAGCCGAGCCCUGCCUGCCCGUGAAGGGCGUCCCUCGGCCAAGCACCGUCAGCAAGGCCCCCCCACCCCCUCCUUCGAGACGGGCCUCCUGCAGCCUCCCUUUCCCCUGACCCCAGGGAUGAGGAAGGCACGUAGCUCAGCCAGCACCUUGCCUGGGGAACUGUGCCCGCCUCGUGCUCCUCUAGGAGCCUGGCAUCGUGUGCUCAUGCCACCCUGUCCAUGUCUGCCGCAGCUCAUCAGCCCGCCUGUCUUAUCCUGCACCCCCUCCAUGGCUCCCUUCCUCCUCCUCCCCAUCCUGCCCGCUGCCCAUCUCUGCCCUGCCUUGGGUCCCCUCCAUUUCAGGCUCUCUCGUUCCAUCUCACCCACCCCGAAGACCACUCAUCUCCCCCAGCCCAUCGGCUGCCAGCCGGAUAGCCAGCCAGGCGGUUGCUGCCUCAGGUAUUGCCCUAUCCCCUGCCCCCAAAAGCCCCCCCCAUGGGAGCGGUUGGGGUGCAGGCUUCCAGGGGAAUGUAGGCGAGGGGGAGAGGUGUUUUCCUGCCUCCUCCUCCAUGGGGCAGCUUGGCCUCCGGAGCAUUGGGGGACCUGCCCUUUCCCCCUGCUCAGGAAGCCCCCUGCCCGCUCGGCCCUUGCAGGUUCCAGUUUGCACCAGCAGCACCCCAACCCGGCCCUGGCAGGUGAGGAGGCCACGCGGGGCAUCGCGGUGGAGAAGUUUGAUGUUGUCAAGAAGUGGGGCAUCAACACCUACAAGGUGAGCGGGGGGGGGGGGGGAGGCGUUGUGCUCAGCCCCAGCAAGAGGGGGCGCUGGUGGGGCUGGGCCUGAACCAGGCAGGUGCCCUCUUCCUCACAUGGAUCGGUCUCUUGCUUCUGGAUCGAUCCCCUUUGGCCCACCAGCAAGUCUCUGCCUUCUGGACCCCUCAGUGCCCUGCUCUGGGGGCUGCCUUGGGAGGCUGCUCCAAAAGGCAGGGGGCACCCACCCAGCGGGACCCUUGGCCCCCUUCCCAGAGGGCAGGAAGGGGGGGAACGGCCUUUUCGGCUGUGGCCCCUUUGCACAAGGCUUUCCCGCGCACCUGCUCUUUCUCCGUCUGGCCCCUGAGCUCUGCCCGCCCACACGCCAUUGCUGUUUUAAGUCCCUUUGACAGCUUGAGUGAUCCUGGGCAGGGACCCCAGGGGUCAUCCAGCCCAACCCCCUGCAGGGCGAGGGGGUCUUCCGCUCCGGGUGAGGCCCCCCCAGCUGCCCCUCCUCGUCUCCCUCCGCAGUGCACAAAGCAGCUGAUCUCGGAGCGCUUUGGGAGGGGCUCUCGGACCGUCGACCUGGAGCUGGAGACGCAGAUUGAGCUCCUGCGGGACACCAAGCGCAAGUACGAGAGCGUGCUGGGACUGGCCAGGGCCCUCACCAGCCACUUCUACAGCCUGGUGCAGACGCAGCACGCCCUGGCAGACGCCUUCUCCGACCUCAGCCAGAAGUCUCCAGAGCUGCAGGUGGGGACGCGCCCCACGUCCCUUGGGCAGGGGGAGGCAGGAUGGCCCAGGGGCCAGGUGGAGGGGAGGUCCAAGGGCAUCGGAAGCCAACGCCCUGCCUGGCAGGAGAGCAGCUACAGCCACAAGGCAGCCCCCAACCUGGAGGGCUUUGAAAGAGGAUUGGGCAAAUGUGUGGGGCAGGAGAGAGCUAUCAAGGCCUGAUCCAGCAGACUUUUCUUGGGCUCUCAAGUUCUGGGGGGUUUCUUGCUUUUGGGGGCUGGCUUGUGGGGGUCCGGGACGGUCAGCCCCCUUUUCAAGGCCCUCACCCCCCGCAGGAGGAGUUUGGCUACAACGCAGAGACCCAGAAGCUGCUGUGCAAGAACGGGGAGACCCUUCUGGGGGCCGUCAACUUCUUUGUCUCCAGCAUCAACACCCUGGUCAACAAGACCAUGGAGGACACGCUCAUGACCAUCAAGCAGUACGAGACGGCCAGGUGGGGCCGUAAGCGGGGGGGAGGGGAAGGGGGGCAGCUCCAGGCAGGGCCCAGCAGAUGCCCCGCUGCCAGUUGGGGGGCAUCUGGCCAAGGGGUGGGAGUUGUGCCGCCGCUGCUUUGACACUCCCCCCCCCCCCCGUGCAGGCUGGAGUACGACGCCUACCGCACGGACCUGGAGGAGCUGAACUUGGGGCCUCGGGACGCCAGCACCCUCUGCCGCCUGGACGCCGCCCAGGCCCACUUCCAGGCCCACCGCGCCAAGUACGAGAAGCUGCGGGCAGACGUGGCCGUCAAGCUGAAGUUCUUGGAGGAGAACAAGGUGAGGGGGGCUCCUGGUCAAAGGCCUCCCACCCUGGCCUGUCCUCCAUGCCUGGGUCCAGGAAUCCCAGCCAGAGCAUUCCUGGUCUCUGCUUCCAGGCCAGGCAAGAAGAGUCCAGGAGGGGUGCAAGGGGGGGCUUCCUUGGGUCGGGGGCGGAGGUGGGGGGAGGAGAACAGAAAGUCCUUCACGCAGCACAGAGCUGAACUGCGGAAGCAGUGAUGCCCUGCGGCCCCCUGAGAUGCGCGGCUGGCCCCUGGGGGCUCCUGGCCUGCUCCAGGCGGCUCCUCUGACGCCCCCCCCCCCGUUGCAGGUGAAGGUGAUGCACAAGCAGCUGCUGCUCUUCCACAACGCCAUCUCGGCCUACUUUGCCGGCAACCAGCAGCAGCUGGAGCAGACGCUCAAGCAGUUCAACAUCAAGCUGAAGAGCCCCGGAGCAGAGAAGCCCUCGUGGCUGGAGGAGCCGUGA